UGUUCUGUCUGAGCACCAAGCAUUCAACAGCUUUUCAAAAAUGCUAAAGACUGGAAUUUACUGACAGCACCUGCAGGUCACAGCGACUGUCGGAAGUCCUGAUUGCAUUGUCAUUAUGGACGGGAAUCUGCUGACGUCUGGUUCACAGCGUUUUGAAGUCAGAAACCUGCAAGAGAGAGAACCGGUGUUGACGAUGAACAGAGAGGAUUUGCAUAGUUCAAGUUAUAUUACGAACGGUUACUCCAGCAAGGCUGCAGACAGUAAUAGCGGCUCAGAAAGUGGAUAUACCACGCCUAAAAAGGGGCGGGCGAGGCGCGGCAGCAUGAAAGGCCCGGAAAAUGCCAGUCAGGAAAAGGAAAACGUACUGAAGGUGUAUUCGAAGCAGGAUGCAGAGACCCCAGGGCAAGAUAUAGCUGGGAAAAGGGCAAAUUCUCAGCCGAAUUGCAGUAGGAUUUACCUUAAACCAGAAGUGCAUGCAAGUCUUCGAAAGACAGAUGCUCAGGAUACGAUACCUGUCAGUGAUCUGCAGUACAGAAACUCAGACAGCAAGGCUUUGCGUCUUGUGGGUAAAAAGAAUGAUGACAGGGUCAGUAAAACCAAACCGACCUCCUCAGUGACAUCCAAAGACGAUUUGUGGACUUUGUUUAGACCUCCUCCUGUGUUCCCGGUGGACAACAGCAGUGCCAAAAUAGUUCCCAAGAUCAGUUAUGCAAGCAAAGUUAAGGAGAACUUGAACAAAGCGACCACUCAGGCCAGUCCAGAAGUGACUCAGGCAUCUACAAAGCCCUUGCAAGUUCCUGGAUCUGCUGUAAAAACGGUCACCUCUGCCGACAACCCUGUUUCGAUCGAGGUGAACGGGUGCCUCUGCGUUGGAACAUUGGUAGACUCUGCUGCUAGCGCUUCAUCCUCUGUCGUAAGUGUUGCGUCCUCUGUGGAUACCGCCUGUAUCUCUUCAGUAGCCCCAGAGCCCCAACAAUUGAGUCUUUUUGUUUACCCUCACGAACCUUUAAAUAUGCAACUGGCCACUCCUGCUGCUCAGACAAAUCAAAAAGGCCUCGGCGACAUCUUCCAGAACCAGUGGGGUCUGUCGUUCAUCAAUGAACCCAAUGCAGGCCCAGAGAAGUCCACGGUUUCUCGUUCAGCCACGAAACUCAAAAUCUCCGACGUUACAUUUCAGGGGGAGAGUUUUUCAUUCAUUACCCAGCCAAGCCUCCAUCCGACCUCUGCUGUUUCUUUCACGUCACAUCAGGACCUGGAGAGAAGGACUAGUGCCGAUGAUACGGCUUUGAAACACUUUUGCACUGCCGAGACGGAUUGUCUACACGCACAGCCUCCUGAUGAACGAAUCAGCAAGAGUUCAGAAGUGGUCUGUGAGGUGUUGGAUGCACAGUUCGAGGUUAACAGUUUGGUGGAGUCAUCCACAUGUUUGAGCUUGAAGAAAGACCAGGACGGACUUAGUGGUUGGGAAUGUGAUGAUCUGCAGGAUGCGAUUUUUUACCACACUAAAGAAUUUGAAUAUAUUCUCACUCUUCAAAAGCAAGAUUCAAAAAGAGUGGUCUCUUAUAAGGAAGCCCUGGAUGGACCUGAUCAAUGAGGUGCAGAGUACCAGCAGGUUUCUCACCUUGGGUGCUACAGUCAGAUCUGAACCUGGACAGAUUUGGAUCUUUUUAGAUUUGAGAGAUGUGAGAGUGGAACAGAGACGGUUCAUGUGCUUGCUGAAGUUUGAACUUCUAUUGGAUGUCUGUGCAGACGGGGCAGCUUUGAGCUGUACUGAGGAACAACUGAAACAACUCGCACACCAUAGCAAAUUCAUUUAAAGGGAGGUAUUUACCUGGAUGUUGCAUGGAUCAGUUGUGAGGAGAAAUUAAGGGAACGUCUCGAUGUUAGCUUUGAGGAACUUCUCUUCUCUGUUUAUUUUGAGUUCUUAUUGAUGCAAUGCACACAAACGGCUCGUAAAGGCGAAAGAAUGCUUCCUGAGGAACUUUAAAUUAAAUCAGUAUCUGGGUGGAAGAGCUGACUAAACCUAGGUGUUGGUCAAGAAAUGAAUCCGUUUUGAUGUUCUCGCCCAGAAAAUGACAUUUUUCUCCCUUCUGAUUUAUGCAAUACAUCC
This is a messenger RNA of Trichomycterus rosablanca, 2110 nucleotides long. Its product is annotated as FMR1-interacting protein NUFIP2-like. Gene Ontology annotation, cellular component: cytoplasmic stress granule; nucleoplasm. Gene Ontology annotation, molecular function: RNA binding. Lineage: Eukaryota; Metazoa; Chordata; Actinopteri; Siluriformes; Trichomycteridae. Bases 116 to 1594 code for a protein of 492 amino acids. The record is from RefSeq and is a predicted model, not a curated record. The transcript is spliced from 3 exons.